AUGCCGAACCUUUGGUACUUGUUUGCCCACUCUGCAGUGGGAACGCUGAAUAGGCUCACGCUUGAUGUACACGAGAAGACUAUAUUCGCCCUCAUCCGCACUUAUGGUGGGAUUUUUGGGGUUGCAUAUCUACUAUAUUGGAUCGGGGUGGUCACGUACCGGCUCACAUUGCACCCUUUAGCACACAUCCCCGGUCCAUUCCUUUGUCGUAUCAGCUCCCUCCAGCAAUGCUACUUCGAAGCAAUACUGAACGGUAGAUUCCUGGAGAGAUUUCCCGAGUAUCACCGGAGAUAUGGACCCGUAGUUCGAAUCAGUCCCAAUGAGGUUCAUCUUAACGAUUCUUCUAUGUACCAUGAAAUAUACAAAAAUAACUCCAUGUUUACAAAGGACGCCACUUCGUAUGCACUGGGCGUCUCAGAAGCCAUGGCCUUCACCGUCUCGGUGGAAAAGCACCGCCAGAAGCGCAAGACAUUGGACCCGAACUUCUCCAAGGGCCGGGUCGCGUUGAUGGAGGACGGUUUUUACGAAGAGCUUGAACUGGUCUUUGACCGAAUCACCGAGUACGAGCAGCGAGGCGAGCCCCUCCCGGGAGAUAUUAUUUCCCGUUAUCUAUUCGGAAAGAGUCUAGAUCUGGUCUCAUCAUCGAACUUCGUCGAGCGCGCCGAACAGAUGCGAUCCUUCACCAAGGGUAUCUGGAUCGCGAUCCAUUUUCAAUUCAUACGUAAUACCCUGCUGGCCCUACCACGGUGGAUACUUGCGUAUUUGAGUGAUACGUUCGUGAAAAUCCUCUGGUUCACUGAAAGGCUCGCCGAACAGGCUAUCCAGGAUUUUGACAUGCAAGAAGCACUGGCUAAGAGCCCCAUCGAUGAAACCAUCUUCGACCGUCUCCUCACAGACAGCGCCCGGCGACAGGCGAGCGGCAAGGAUCUGCGACCGUUGCGUUUCCGCGAACUGGCUGACGAGAGUGUGGGGAUACUGAACGCAGGCACUGAGCCUACAGCCACGAUGCUGAGCUAUGCGACCUAUUUCUGGCUCAAGUUCCCUCAUGUUCAGUCCAGGGUGUUAGAGGAGCUGGCCUCAGUUCAACAAGUAAAGGGUCGAUUACCGCUGCAGCAGUUGGAGAAUCUGCCCUAUUUUACGGGCUUCGUUAAAGAAAGUCUCCGCUACAUGCCACUCGUCCCCGGCCGCCUGCCUCGCACAGUACCGCCGGGAGAAGGCUUAUACGUUCCAUCAACGAAGCAAACUAUCCCACCAGGGUCGGUUGUUGGUAUGAGUCACCUGGCUAUUCACUUCGAUCCAGAUGUAUUUGAGCAGCCGGACGAGUUUCGGCCCGAACGUUGGAUUGGUGAACAGGGCAAGGCACUUAAUCGCUGGCUGCUGUCUUUUUCUAAAGGGCGGACUGAUUGUAUCGGGAAGACGUAA
This is a messenger RNA of Penicillium verhagenii, 1422 nucleotides long. RefSeq names its product cytochrome P450. The transcript has 6 exons. Gene Ontology annotation, molecular function: monooxygenase activity; iron ion binding; oxidoreductase activity, acting on paired donors, with incorporation or reduction of molecular oxygen. NCBI's taxonomy places the organism in Eukaryota, Fungi, Ascomycota, Eurotiomycetes, Eurotiales, Aspergillaceae. The record is from RefSeq and is a predicted model, not a curated record. Bases 1 to 1422 code for a protein of 473 amino acids.